Camelus dromedarius (Arabian camel) is the source of this 2046-nucleotide messenger RNA. RefSeq names its product zinc finger protein 280B (gene ZNF280B). The coding region runs from base 272 to 1894 and encodes 540 amino acids. Lineage: Eukaryota; Metazoa; Chordata; Mammalia; Artiodactyla; Camelidae. Gene Ontology annotation, biological process: regulation of DNA-templated transcription. The transcript has 3 exons. Gene Ontology annotation, molecular function: DNA-binding transcription factor activity, RNA polymerase II-specific; RNA polymerase II cis-regulatory region sequence-specific DNA binding. The record is from RefSeq and is a predicted model, not a curated record.
CGGGGGGUGUAGGCGGCGUCGGCGGCGCCCGGGGCCUGAGGAGGCGUCGUCGCCUCGGGCUUCGCCGGGGGAGUGCCUCGGGGCCGGUGCGCCGCCGGCCGCUCCCUCACCGCUGCUGACGGGAACCGGUGGGACCUGCUGCCUGGAAAGUGUAAGGUGCUCAGAAGUUCUCCAGCGCGCGCCUGAGUGUGUUUGUACUUAGGUGGCAGUUUAUAUAAAGGAAGCACUGGGACUUGUGGCCACACCUUUCAAGAACAAAACAAUUUAGAAAAUGGAGCCACCAUGUAUGUUGUGUGAGGAAGAACAAGAGCCAGAACCACAGAAAAGCAUAGAAGAAACCAAACCAGUAGAUGAUGAAGAUGCUGAGCUGAUCUUUGUUGGGGUAGAGCAUGUAAAUGAAGAUGCUGAGCUGAUCUUUGUUGGGAUGACUUCAAAUUCAAAGCCAGUCGUUUCAAACAUAUUGAACAGAGUUACCCCAGGUUCAUGUUCAAGAAGAAAAAAAUACGGUCACUUCAGAAAAGAUAAUGCUAAGAAAUUGCGGCCUGUAAGUCAUGUGACACCUACAUCGGAAGCAGUGACUGUCUUGCCAGUUUCUGACUCUGAAUCAAGAUCAACAGACAGUCCUGUUAUUAUUGAGCCUUUGUCUAAACCUGAUUAUAAAAAUAAUUCACCACAAGUCGUGCCUAAUAGCUCUUUAGAGUUACAUUCUCCUUUGAUCGCAUGCACAAGUUCAUUGCAGCAUCCAGUAGGAACAGCACUUUCUGCAGGAGGUAUGAAUAAAAGUCCUCGAGUAUCAAGGCAGCUUUCCACUUCUGAAACAAGUAGCACAAAUCCCAAAAGGCCUAAACUCAGUGAUGGAAUCAUAGGGGGACAUUCUUUAGCUUUGUCCCCUUCAGGUAUCUUUCAUACAGUGACUACUCAGCAAAGCACAUCCUCAAACAAUGUUCAUGCCUCAUUAAGCCAUGUUCAGAAUGGAGAAGCUUUUCCAAAGGACAGUGACCAUUGUAAGCCUGUAAGUCCUUUUAGGGAAAAUGGACUGCCAAAAACAGACUUUUUGAGCCUAGCAAGUCAAAACAAGAUUGUUGAUCCCACGAAAGGAAAUCUGAUUGUAUUACUUGAUGACUUUUACUACGGACAGCACACUGGAGACGGGCAGCCGGAACAGAAGACUCACACAACCUUUAAAUGCCCCAGCUGCUUGAAAGUUCUAAAAAAUGUCAAGUUUAUGAACCACAUGAAGCACCAUUUAGAACUUGAGAAGCAGAAAGGUGACAGCUGGAAAAACCACACCACCUGCCAGCACUGUCAUCGCCAGUUUCCUACUCCCUUCCAGCUGCAGUGUCACAUUGAGAGUGUCCACACUGCCCAGGAGCCCUCUGUGGUCUGUAAAAUUUGUGAAUUGUCCUUUGAAACAGAUCAGGUUCUCUUACAGCACAUGAAGGACAAUCACAAGCCUGGCGAAAUGCCCUAUGUGUGUCAGGUUUGCAGUUACAGAUCGUCAGCCUUUGUGGAUGUGGAAAUACAUUUCAGAACAUGCCAUGAAAACACUAAGAAUUUGCUUUGCCCUUUUUGUCUCAAAAUUUUCAAAACUGCAACACCAUACAUGUGUCAUUAUAGAGGACACUGGGAAAAGAUUAUUCACCAGUGUUCCAAAUGCCGACUACAGUUUUUAACUUUCAAGGAGAAAAUGGAGCACAAGACCCAGUGUCAUCAAAUGUUUAAGAAACCGAAGCAACUAGAAGGAUUGCCUCCUGAAACAAAAGUUGUCAUUCAAGUGUCACUGGGACCCCUUCAGCCAGGAUCAGUGGAAGUGGCGUCUGUUACUGUGAGCACAUCUGAUUCUGAACCAUCACCCCCCAGAUCUAAAAGUAGAAUUCCAAAAAAGCCCUGUUAAUUCUACUUUCAGUAAAUCUGAAGCAACUAUUGCAACCAUAGAAACAAAAAAUCCAAAACAUAACAUUUUUCAAAAGCAUUAAAUAUGGCGAAACCAAUGGAUCAUUUAUGAAUUUUUUUUAAUUCAUGAAAUACAAUGUUGUUUGAUCUUAA